Messenger RNA from Arthroderma uncinatum, 948 nucleotides. Its product is annotated as rRNA-processing protein EFG1. The transcript has 3 exons. Gene Ontology annotation, cellular component: nucleolus; preribosome, small subunit precursor. Bases 1 to 948 code for a protein of 315 amino acids. The record is from RefSeq and is a predicted model, not a curated record. NCBI's taxonomy places the organism in Eukaryota, Fungi, Ascomycota, Eurotiomycetes, Onygenales, Arthrodermataceae. Gene Ontology annotation, biological process: maturation of SSU-rRNA from tricistronic rRNA transcript (SSU-rRNA, 5.8S rRNA, LSU-rRNA).
AUGAUGAGCUCUACUUCGGGCAAACGCAGUCACACUGACGACCCGCACGAGAAACACAAAAAACCGCGAUAUGCGUACAAGCAGGACCCGAACGGUUCAAAACACCGCAAAAAGAAUAAUAGGAACAACACCGAUACUUCUACUGGACCCUCAGUUAAUGACCUCAAAUCCAAGAUACGAGCUACAAAGCGACUAUUAGAGCAUUCGAAGAAUUUACCUGCCGAUGUGAGAAUUGAGAAAGAGCGGGCGCUGAAGGGAUACCAAAGGGAUUUGGAUAAGGCCGAGGAGAAGAGAGCACGAAAUGCUCUGAUUACGAAGUAUCAUUUUGUCAGGUUUCUAGAACGAAAAACAGCUACGCAAAACAUGAAAAAACUACAACGCAUGAAAUCGAAACUCCAAAAUGGGGAGGAGGGUGAAGAUACGGAACGAGAGUCAAUUGCAUCCAAAGCUGAGCGUCCGUUGACAGAGAAGUACAUAUCUCUAUACCCAACCAAGGAGAAGGAAGGGAAAAAGAAGAAUAAAAAAGGCAAGGGAGAUGAAAACGAGAAGGAGGAGGAAGUAGAAAUGGAAGAGGACGAGGAAGAGGAUAGCGGGGAGGAAAAGUCUGCACUUGGGCAGCGGCUGGCUCCUAUUCGGCAUGCGUCUAGCGAGAAGCCACCUCUUUGGUAUGCUGUAGAGCAAAGCAUGAAGGACGGGACACUAGAUUUGCUUCGGGAAGGAAGACUGGGAAUUACGGUGACGGGAGAGAAGAAGGGGUUGAACUGGGAGAGAGAGGAGAACCACGCUGCUAUUAUGCCUGCUGGCCAGAAAAAGGCGAAAGGAGGCCGUUCGACUAUGUCUAAGGAGCUCCAAGGCGGCGUGGCACUGAAUGGGAAGAAGCAGGACAAUGAUGACAUUGGUGGUGAUGACGAUGGUGAUGAGAGUGAUGGUGGUUUCUUUGAGAAGUGA